AUGGCUGGAAAGCAGCUGGACGCUCCAGGGGCCAGCCCGUUCCCCACGGAAGCGUGGCCUCCUCGCAUUCGAAAGCCACCGGCAGCCCUCCUUGAGGCGGCCAAGCUGUACCACACCAACUACGUGCGGAACUCGCGGGCCAUCGGCGUGCUCUGGGCCAUCUUCACCAUCUGCUUUGCCAUCGUCAACGUGGUGUGCUUCUUCCAGCCGUACUGGAUCGGCGACGGCGUGGAGACCCCGCAGGCGGGCUACUUCGGGCUCUUCCACUUCUGCACGGGGAGCGGCAUCUCCCGGGAACUCACCUGCCAGGGCAGCUUUACGGACUUCUCCAGCCUUCCCUCGGGAGCCUUCAAAGCCGCAUCCUUCUUCAUCGGGCUCUCCAUGACGCUCAUCAUCACCUGCAUCGUCUGCUUCAUCCUCUUCUUCUUCUGCAACACCGCCACCGUCUACAAGAUCUGCGCUUGGAUGCAGCUGACCUCCGAAGAUGGCAGCUUGUCUAUGCCUAGAAGGUAAAGAGAGUUGGACAUGGCUGGCACCUGGAGUAGGGAGCUUCAGAGAAUCCCAG
Molecule: messenger RNA, 565 nt
Organism: Python bivittatus (Burmese python)
Lineage: Eukaryota; Metazoa; Chordata; Lepidosauria; Squamata; Pythonidae
Source: RefSeq, a predicted model, not a curated record